GUCCCUAACCACAGUUCAAACUGGAAAAAUGGCGGGGGCUCCUGAGUCGGUGGUCUCCGCCCCUCAGCCGGACGAGAAGGUAGUGGCCGGGACAGACAACCAGGCCUUGGUCCCCGCCACCUCCCGAGACGACUUUCGGGUGCGCUGCACCUCGAAGCGAGCCGUGACGGAAACGCUAGAACUGUGCGGCCGCUUAAUGCAAAAGCUCGGGGACGCGCUGCCGGAGGAGAUUCGGGAGCCCGCGCUGCGAGAUGCGCAGUGGAUUUUUGAAUCAGCUGUGCAAGAGAAUGUCAGCAUUAAUGGGCAAGCAUGGCAAGAAGCUUCAGAUAAUUGUUUUAUGGAUUCUGACAUCAAAGUACUUGAAGAUCAGUUUGAUGAAAUUAUAGUAGAUAUAGCCACAAAACGUAAGCAGUAUCCCAGAAAGAUCCUUGAAUGUGUCAUCAAAACUAUAAAAGCAAAACAAGAAAUUCUGAAGCAGUACCACCCUGUUGUACAUCCGAUGGACCUAAAACAUGACCCAGAUUCAGCCUCUCGCUUGAAAAAUUUGAAAUGCAGAGGGGAAACAAUAGCUGAGGAGAUCAGUGAAGCCAUGAAGUCCUUACCUGCAUUAAUUGAACAAGGAAAUGGAUUUUCCCAAGUUUUAAAGAUGCAGCCUAUUAUCCAACUCCAGAGGGUCCACCAGGAAGUCUUUUCCAGUUGUCAUAGGAAAACAGAUGCUAAACCUGAGAGCUUUAUGGUACAAAUAGAAACCACACCAACAGAGACUGCUUCCAGGAAAACCUCUGACGUGGUACUGAAAAGAAAGCAAACUAAAGACUGUCCCCAGAGAAAAUGGUAUCCAUUGCAGCCAAAGAGAAUUAAUCUUGAUACAUAGACUCUUUGUUUAUUUGGGGAGUUGAAAAUAGGCACUAUCAACAUUUAGUGUUGAUAUGCCUAGACAGGACUUCAUUUAAAACAACAAAUAACUCUUUCACUAGUGAUUUAUUUAUACAAAUAUAGCAGCUAUGUGUUGGGAUGUGAUGUAAUGUAUUUCUUUCCUCACCAUUUCAUUUACUGUAGAUGAAAAGCAUAUUUGAGUGUUGGCACAAAGCCCAUCAAUGAGCUUUAAGAGUGCAGACUUUUACUGUCCUGAAAUGCCAUCAACUUUUGGCUGCUUUGCAGCUUUUAUGGAAUUUCUCGAGUAACAUAUUCUGUUGGAUUUUUAUGAUGCCCAUCUUUCUACAAAAAACAGGGGAGGGAGAGCUGUUUAAUGGUUCUUUAAGUGCUGAAAAGUAAUCAUUAGUUCUGCACUGCAGCAGAUGCAGUUUUUGUUAAGGUGCAGUUUGAUUUUUUAAAUUAAUGUCCAGAUGACAAGACUACUGGCUUUGACUUUGUUACGCUAAGUUUACUCUAAAUUCAGCUAAUUUGGAUUUGUGGGAUUGAUUUUAGGAUUUUUCUUUUUUUUUUUUGGUGGCUGGCCAGUAUGAGGGUCUGAACCCUUGACCCUGGUGUUACAAGGCUGCACUCUUAACUAACUGAGCUAACUCGCCAGCCCUGUUUUGUUUUGUAAGAUAAAGACGAUGACAUUAUUUGUGUAGGAAUUACUCUUAGAAAUAAAAAUUGGCUUGUAGCCAAUGUUUCCUGUCCACACUUUUGUUUUCUAUAGACCUUUUAACAUACUUUGACUUGGAACUAAUAUUUUCUUUUUAGGAUUUCUCACUUAUAUAUUUUUAUAGAUCAUUCCAGUUCAAAAUAUAUAUCAGAUUAAUACAUUGGCAAAUUGUUAUGUGGAACAAAUUCAAUCACACUGAACUGUUUUACAUUUGAGGAUGUUUAUAUAUCAAAUAUGUAAUCACUGGUAGAAGUCUGAGAAAGCUAUAUUGCCUAUACUUCUAACAUUCAACUACAGUUUCUUACAGCUCUUACUGUGUCUCUUACCCACAUUACAUGCUGUAGGCAGGGCUAUCUGACUUACCAACUGUUUUCUUUUGAUGACUGUAAUACCUUCAUCCAUUUUCAGAGGGAUUUACUAAUUUACUGAUCAUGAGAUUGGAAAAUCUGUACUUCUCUUGCUCAUUAUGUCUUAAUAAUCAUAAAUGUCUAGAUCUGAAGAAGACCUGUCUCAGUGAAGAAAACUUCUAAGGCUACUUUAUUGCAUUCUGUUUGAAUGUUAUAAUUUGAGAUCUGCAUAUUUGUAUGGCAAUGU
Messenger RNA from Cynocephalus volans (Philippine flying lemur), 2185 nucleotides. RefSeq names its product NSL1 component of MIS12 kinetochore complex (gene NSL1). The coding region runs from base 29 to 874 and encodes 281 amino acids. The transcript is spliced from 6 exons. The record is from RefSeq and is a predicted model, not a curated record. Gene Ontology annotation, cellular component: kinetochore; MIS12/MIND type complex. Gene Ontology annotation, biological process: mitotic sister chromatid segregation. NCBI's taxonomy places the organism in Eukaryota, Metazoa, Chordata, Mammalia, Dermoptera, Cynocephalidae.